CAAGCUGACAUAGCUCCAAGUGUGUCAGUUCAUGCUGUGGCGACGAUGGGAGUGAACACUCACCUUAUACAGAGCGGUAUUGAAUUUCACGGUAAAGUACGAACAUUUACCCCAGCUAAAUUUACAGCAAAGAUAGACACAAAGGACAGAAAUUUCAAGAUUGAGUCUGCUCCAUGCCAACAAGAAGAGGAACUACUGCUGACAAGAUCUCAAGUGUUUGUUGUGUCAAGAAAUGUGGAAGAGCUGGAAGCAACAAAGAAAACACCAAUCUUACCCAGAGGAGCCGUACAACACAUUCUUAAGAAACACUUUGAGACUACCGGAAGGAAUUCUGAAGAAGCGGCCAGCAUGAUGGAUGUGUCUUCAGAAAUGGUGAGCAAGAAAUGGGCCUACUCCGCAGAAGUAACAGAACACCAAUACUCAUCAUCUAGGAACACUGAUGACUAUCGCUACUGUGCUAAAGCCCCUAAAUUUGGCUUCCAAGUCUGUCUUGAAACCAAAUAUCAAAAUGCCGGAUUCCUCAGACAGACCCCACUAUAUCGAGCAGUUGGAGAACAGGAAAUCAGAGUCACAAUAAAACCAGCUCAAAGUGAUGCACCAAUUGAAAAACUUCAGCUGGAAAUCACAGCUGGAACUAAAGCAGCUUCCAAGAUCAUUGCCAUGGUAACUGAUGAGGAUAAACAAGGUGAACAGCUUGAAGAGUCUGAGGUUCAUCUGAGACUCAAAAAGAUUCUUGGAAUAGAAGAUAUUGAAUAUAGAGCUAGAAAUGAAAGUUUACGUCAAAAUAAAAAAGGCAACAAAAAGAGCAAAAACGCUAAAACCCCAGAGACAGACGUUGUUGAAGCCAGAAACAAAAAGCCACAAUCCUCAUCCUCUUCCAGUUCUUCCAGUUCAUCUAAAUCAUCUAGUUCUUCAAGUUCAUCUAAUUCACCUAGUUCUUCUAGUUCAUCUAGUUCACCUAGUUCUUCUAGUUCAUCUAGUUCUUCAUCAAACUCUUCUCCUUCAUCUUCAUCAAGUUCAUCUCAGCAAUCUAGGCGCCAAAGGCAACAUCAAGGACAAAAGAAUGAAAAAGAUAUUGUACCUUCAGACAAUUAUCGCCAGCAGUCACAGAAAGACAGACAAACAGCUAAAGGGCGUCAUCAGCAGAGUAGUAGCAGCAGCAGCAGAAGCAGCAGUUCCGGCAGCAGCAGCAGCAAAAGAAGCAGCAGUUCCAGCAGCAGCAGCAAUAAAAAGAGUAGCAGCAGUAGCAGCAGCAGUUCCAGCGGUCAAAAUAGCAGAGCCCAAAAUAAGCAUCAUCAAAACCAUGGACAGCACACUCAGCGCAGUCAUGAACAGCAGAACCGUCAUAACAAACAUCUGAGAGAUUCUGACCUCCCUCAGGUUCAGCGUGAACUCUAUAAAUUACGAUUUAACCCAGUACGCAGACAAAGGACAUCAGGGCAGGCACAGUCCUCACAAUCCAGCUCAUCAAGCAGUAGCUCAUCAAGUAGUAGCUCAUCAAGCAGACAAAGUGGCGGAAGACAAUCACAUCGCGGAAGAUACCUGGGAGACAAAGCACCCCCUCAGGUUGUUAUCACUGCUCAGGCCCUAAGAAAUGACAACAAAAAACAAGGAUACCAAGUCAUUGUGUUUGCAGAGGAACACUCCUCUAAACCCAGGUUACAAGCCUAUGUGGUGGACAUCAGUAGAGAAAGCAGGUGGAAAAUCUGUGCUGAUGCAUACAUUAAAAGUCCUCAUGAAGCCCAGGCUGAAUUUAGAUGGGGCCAGCGGUGCCAGCAAUACAAGGUAGCCAUACAGGCACAGACCGGACGUUUAGGCAAUCAGCCAGCAUUCAGAUUGAAAGUGGAUUUACCUCGUGUUCCAUCUAAAGUGAAGAAAGUAGCAGAAUUUAUGGCUGAGUACGUUCCAGGAGCAGCAAUGAUGUUAGGAUUUUAUGAAAAAUUCCAGAGAAAUCCCUCAAAACAGAUGAAAUUAGUCCUUGCUCUUAGCUCCCCAAGAGCUAUGAAUGUUGUCCUUCAAGUACCAAAGAUGACCCUGGUUUAUCAAGCAUUACAACUUCCACUGGCUGUAACUGCAGGUUGGCACGUACAGCCUGCUGAUAUUCAGGUGCCUACAUGGAAUAUAUUUGCUGAUGCUCCACAGAUGCUGAUGAAUAGACUUCAAGGACAAUGUGUAAUUACCAGUAACAGUAUAACAACCUUCAAUGAAGUUAACUUUAACUACUCAAUGCCUGGAAACUGCUUCCAUAUAUUGGUUCAGGACGCCAGUUCUGAUAUGAAAUUUUUGGUGAUGAUUAGGAAUUCUCCACAAUCUACAGAGUAUAAAGAUAUCAAUGUCAAACUUGGCAGCUUUGAUGUGGAUAUGUAUUCCUUGUCUGGAGAACAGAAGCUUAAGGUUAAUGGAAUUGUGGUGCCAAAGCAGAGUUUGCCAUACCAGCCUUCCUCUUCUCCAUUAAUAACCAUACAGAAUGAAGGUGAAGGCUUUUCACUUUCAGCUCCAGAUUUCGGAAUUGAUAAACUUUAUUACGAUGGAAAAUUAAGCAAGGUUAGAACCACCUUAUGGAUGAAGGGAAGAACCUGUGGAAUAUGUGGUCAUUCUGAUAGUGAGAACUUACAGGAGUUCCAGAUGCCAGAUGGUAAUGUUGCCAGAGAUGAAGCAAGCUUUCUGCAUUCUUGGAUUCCAGCCGAAGAAGCUUGUUCUGGAGCCUGUAAACUGCAGCGCACAAUGGUGAAACUUGAGAAAUCAGUUGAUAUUGAUGAAUAUGAAUCUAAAUGUUAUUUAGCCCAACCAGUUCUGCGAUGUAUAAAAGGAUGUUCACCAGUUAGUACGACUCCGGUAUCAGUUGGCUUCCACUGUCUGCCUGCAGAUGCUUCCACAGACUUUCUUGAAGGCCAAACAAAGAUAGACAAGCCUGAAGAUCUAUUUGAGACAGUAGAUGCUCAUACAGAAUGCUCCUGUGAAUCUCUUAAGUGUAACUAAUAAUCUGCCCCAUGAAUAAGAGCACACAAUGUUCAUAUAAAUUAACAAUGUCACCUAACUAAUGAAUGAGACUCACACCAGAAAUUGUAUAAUACAAUGUUGUAGAUAUGUUAAUUUCCAAUAAAUAUUUGCAUCCA
This is a messenger RNA of Bombina bombina (fire-bellied toad), 3116 nucleotides long. Its product is annotated as vitellogenin-A2. The record is from RefSeq and is a predicted model, not a curated record. Gene Ontology annotation, biological process: lipid transport. Gene Ontology annotation, molecular function: lipid carrier activity. Lineage: Eukaryota; Metazoa; Chordata; Amphibia; Anura; Bombinatoridae. The coding region runs from base 46 to 2979 and encodes 977 amino acids. The transcript is spliced from 18 exons.